AUGAACACAAAAAAGAGCAAGGUGAUGAGGGUAACAAAAAGUCUAGACAGUGAUAGAUUGAAUAUAAGAUUGGAUGGAGGGAGUAUGGAAGACAUGAAUGUGCUUAGGAAUAUGGGAGCAGACAUGUCAUCAGACGAGUCGUCGAAAAAUAAGGUGAACCAUGGUCGUCGAAAAAUAAGAGACAUUUGGUUUCUGUCAUCACUUUCCCAGGUUAUUAUUCAUCACUUUUGUUCACAGGUUGCAGCCAAGCAUAAAGUGGAAAAGCAGAAAGCCGAUGCAUUGAAACUGCGAUCCGAGGUUGAGCAACGCAAGAGACACUUGUUAGAGAAGCAAAUGCAACAACUCAAGGUGCUUGUAAACAAAUUAGAGGCAAACAAAGCUAACAUGAAACCGGAAGAGAAGAAAGUUGUAUUGGAAACUAUCAAGUCCCUUCAGGCAGCCAUUGAAUCCACAAGGUCACAAGUGGUUGGUGGAGAUGUACCCAAGAGUAAAGUCCAAGUGGACAGGGAAAUCCUUGACACUGAAUUAGAGCUGUAUUCUGUUCAAGCAGAAGGAGGAGACAUUACCAAGCUGCGGAUCCAGCUGAACCAGCUGAGAGCACAACAGCAAGCUUCAGGAUACCUCCCAUCACGAUCUGUUAGGCACUCGCCUUAUGGAUUGCCAAGGGGUGGUCACUAUGGUCGUGGACGUGGAGCUGGUAACUUAGGACGUGGUGGGUCCCGAGGUCGCGGCAGAGGUUCUCGAGGAUAUGGUCACUCUUUUGCAUCUGUGGACCGACGAACCACCAAGAUAAAUGCUUCAGGAUUUGAGCGAGAAGACAAAGAAGAAGUUUUAGCCCAUUUUAGUCUUUUAGGCAAGAUAACCAAUUAUGUGUGGGAUGGGCAAACUCCUGCAGUCACCAUUCAGUACUCAACACGACGAGAGGCAGAGAAGGCCAUGAGUGAGGGGCGGACUCUAGGAGAUCGUCUUCUCACCCUCACCUGGGUCUUUGAUGUGGCUCUUCCACUCUCCUCACAGUCAACAGCAACAAGCAUGGCUGGAACUCAUCAUGUAUCAACACAUUCUUAUACUAGUGUUGUGCCUCACACCACGACUCCAUUGCUCUCCCCGGAUGAAACUCUAGAGGAGAUUACUGAAGAAAUUGUGGAAGAAGUUGAGACAGAAGAUGGAGUGCAACCAGUUUUAUUUGAAGAGGAAGAAGAGGAAGUAGAAGAAGAUGAGGAAGAAGUAAGAUCCUGGAGGAGGUAGACAUGACAUUUGAGGUGAAAAAAUAAAAACGUGGAUUUCAGUUUAAAUGUGUGAAGCAAGACAGUGAUAAGCAGGAAUUGGGCUAUGCAAGAGAAGGAUAUAUAAAGCAAGCAAAAAUGCCAAGUAGUAUGGAUAUUGAAUUUUAUGAAGAAUUUUGUCAUAAUUAUAAUAUAAAAAAUCUAAAUAUUUAAUUUGUUUUUAAUAUAUACUGAUGAACGCGAGGAAUCUGAUUCAAAUGAGCUUAUUUUACAUCCAUUACCCAUCAUCACUCAUCACAAUCUUGACAUGCCUGAUGGUUCUUCUUAGUACUGAUUCAUGAGUACACAUGUAUAAUGAAGCUGUUCACCCUUCUAAUAACAUGACUUGGCUGUGCAAUUUCCAACAUUGCCAAAUGUAUCAAUGUUUUUUGUAUAAAUUGAGACAUGAAUCACAACUUUUAAUGGUACCUCUUACUAAAGCUUAAAAUUUAAGCUGCAUUUCUUGGCAUGUAAAAUAGGUAUCAAGUUUUUGAAAAAAAAAAAAAAAAAAAGAUAAGAGAUCUGUAAUCUGUGAAAAGAUCACAGAGUUUGGGCAGAGUUAGUACCAGACUUAUUGUUCUAAGUAUUUCAACAAUCAUUUAGGCAUGGGUAAAAUGUGUUAUUGCACACUAUAAAUAGGCUAAAUUACAUUUUCUCUGAAGUGGCAUCUAGGUAUCAACUACAGUCGUUAUAUAACUGUACAUGGAACUAUAAUUUGUUAAAAUGAUAAAUAAGAGUGCAGGACAUCAUAGGCAAAAGUCAAUGUAAAAAUCUUCCUUGAUAAACAUCAUUGAUAUGGAGAGUUGUGUGUGGUAACUUGAAAUUUAUGAUGAAUAUGAUAAUGUAGAAGCCUGAGUUUAGGCUUCCCUGUAGACCACCUGGUCCACUAGGAUGUUGGUCCUAGCUGUCUUCAGGCCUACAUUAUUAUUAUUACAAUCAUAACUAAGUGCUAAACCCACUAGGGUCAUACAGCACUGCCUCAGGCCCACAGUCAUGAUAACCCAGCUGAUCAAGUACUUCUGGAAACUAUUGUCAGUUGUCCUCUUCAACUCUUCUGCCAUUAUUCUGGCUCAACACUUGUAGCAGCAUAUUUUUUGCAGUUGCAUCUAGCCAAAUGAAAACUUCAUCAGAGAAAAGGUAACUUUAUUUGUUACUCUAAAUAUUCCUUAUUGAUAUAGUUAUAGGCUAGCACCUUCAUGCAAGAGAAGAUAGCAACACUAGGUUCAAUUACUAACAGUCUUAGUGAGCCAGAUGAUAAUGUUAAUACUGUCAGAUUCUAUACACCAAACAAGACUUAGGCAACCACUGACAUAGGUCAUAUUUUGGUCCAAUCCCAGCAUGUUUUUUUAUCUGGAUUGCAUGGUGGUAUAGUAAGCUCAUGACGUUAAAUACUCCCACAUAAUAUUUAAAGUGGUAGGAGGCUAGAUCAGGUAGGCCUGAUCUAGCCUGUAGGGCAAAGGUUCUGCAUACCUGUUCUAACUAACAUCUUAAGGCUUGUGAUGUCAGUGUUACUCCUUAGGUGAAUCACCUCUUAAACUUUAAGGUUCAAGGGAAACUUAAGUAUAUUAUAUAGUCAAACCUCAUAAUUCACAUAUUUUAUAAUCCACAUGAUUCAUUUAUGCAGCUUUAUCCAAGAUCAUUCAACGGAUUUCUUUGAUUUUCAACAUUUUUCUUGGUGCCUAUUGUCUUCUGCUUGGUGUAUGACACUUAACAAAGAAAAUAGGAUUUCUUUCAAAAUGUUCUUAUUCUUUGUUAUGAAUUUCAACAUUGGGCAUAUUAGAAAGUUGUUAAAAGAUAUUUGGUAAAAUGAAUAUUUCAGUAAUUAAGAUAUGCAAAAUUUUCUAUUAUCCACAACUUAAAAAUUUGUGUUAUUUCCAGGAAUCUAACUCCUGUGAAUUACUAGAUUCAUCUGUAUGAUAAAUGUAAGGUACAAUUCUACACUUAGAGCACGAUGCAGACGUCGCUUGCAUCAUCUUUAUAGAAACAUAGUGUUUGAUAUUGAGAGUUAUAAGUGUCUAAUCAUGUUCCUAGGUUCAAAUUUGGAUUACUCGUAUUUCAUGAUAUAGAUUUAGUGAAUGAUUUCCAACUGAUUUUUUGCAGUUAUAGCCAUGUGAUAGGGUGCUCCUAGCACAUGGCGAUAAAUGUCUGGAUUACGAUUCGCUGCUCUUCACAUAUACAUAUGUAUGUUCUUUCUCUUUGGCCUAAUCUGCUAAAUCAUAAGAUUAAAAAGUAAGUGGAGUGUUUUUGAUUAACAAAAGAUUCAGGUUACAUUUAUUAUAUUAUGAAUCCCUUUUUAUAUAUUUGUUUUAUUUAGUGCAUUUUUGAAAAUAAUACAUAUAAUAUUUAAUCUUGAAAUUAUAUUAUUUAUGAAUGUAACAGGUGCAUUUUAUACAAAUUACAUAGUGGUUUAAAAAAUUUCUGGCCUCCUGGGACUUUACUGUUAGUAUUGUUGACCUGUUAAUGAUGUCAGUAACUAAUACCAAGUACAAUACAAAAAAUGCCAAAUGUAGUAAAAUUAUUACAGUCUCUCCUCACUUAACAAUGUACUUGUUUAAUUAAUGACCACUCAGACUUAUGACCAGCUCUCUGACCAGUAUUCAUACCUAAGUAAUAUAUUUUUUUUAUUAUUUUUAUUAUCACACUGGCCGAUUCCCACCAAGGCAGGGUGGCCCGAAAAAGAAAAACUUUCACCAUCAUUCACUCCAUCACUGUCUUGCCAGAUGGGUGCUUUACACUACAGUUUUUAAACUGCAACAUUAACACCCCUCCUUCAGAGUGCAGGCACUGUACUUCCCAUCUUCAGGACUCAAGUCCGGCCUGCCGGUUUCCCUGAACCCCUUCAUAAAUGUUACUUUGCUCACACUCCAACAGCACGUCAAGUAUUAAAAACCAUUUGUCUCCAUUCACUCCUAUCAAACACGCUCACGCAUGCCUGCUGGAAGUCCAAGCCCCUAGCACACAAAAGCUCCUUUACCCUCCUCCCUCCAACCUUUCCUAGGCCGACCCCUACCCUGCCUUCCUUCCACUACAGACUGAUACACUCUUGAAGUCACUCUGUUUCGCUCCAUUCUCUCUACAUGUCUGAACCACCUCAACAACCCUUCCUCAGCCCUCUGGACAACAGUUUUGGUAAUCCCGCACCUCCUCCUAACUUCCAAACUACGAAUUCUCUGCAUUAUAUUCACACCAUACAUUGCCCUCAGACAUGACAUCUCCACUGCCUCCAGCCUUCUCCUCGCUGCAACAUUCAUCACCCAUGCUUCACACCCAUAUAAGAGCGUUGGUAAAACUAUACUCUCAUACAUUCUCCUCUUUGCCUCCAAGGACAAAGUUCUUUGUCUCCACAGACUCCUAAGUGCACCACUCACCCUUUUCCUCUCAUCAAUUCUAUGAUUCACCUCAUCUUUCAUAGACCCAUCCGCUGACACGUCCACUCCCAAAUAUCUGAAUACAUUCACCUCCUCCAUACUCUCUCCCUCCAAUCUGAUAUCCAAUCUUUCAUCACCUAAUAUUUUUGUUAUCCUCAUAACCUUACUCUUUCCUGUAUUCACUUUUAAUUUUUUUCUUUUGCACACCCUACCAAAUUCAUCCACCAAUCUCUGCAACUUCUCUUCAGAAUCUCCCAAGAGCACAGUGUCAUCAGCAAAGAGCAACUGUGACUGCUCCCACUUUGUGUGAUUCUUUAUCUUUUAACUCCAUGCCUCUUGCCAAGACCCUCACAUUUACUUCUCCUACAACCCCAUCUAUAAAUAUAUUAAACAACCACGGUGACAUCACACAUCCUUGUCUAAGGCCUACUUUUACUGGGAAAUAAUUUCCCUCUUUCCUACAUACUCUAACUUGAGCCUCGCUAUCCUCAUAAAAACUCUUCACUGCUUUCAGUAACCUACCUCCUACACCAUACACCUGUAACAUCUACCACAUUGCCCCCUUAUCCACCCUGUCAUAUGCCUUUUCCAAAUCCAUAAAUGCCACAAAGACCUCUUUAGCCUUAUCUAAAUGCUGUUCACUUAUAUGUUUCACUGUAAACACCUGGUCCACACACCCCCUACCUUUCCUAAAGCCUCCUUGUUCAUCUGCUAUCCUAUUCUCCGUCUUACUCUUAAUUCUUUCAAUAAUAACUCUACCAUACGCUUUACCAGGUAUACUCAACAGACUUAUCCCCCUAUAAUUUUUGCACUCUCUUUUGUCCCCUUUGCCUUUAUACAAAGGAACUAUGCAUGCUCUCUGCCAAUCCCUAGGUACCUUACCCUCUUCCAUACAUUUAUUAAAUAAUUGCACCAACCACUCCAAAACUAUAUCCCCACCUGAUUUUAACAUUUCUAUCUUUAUCCCAUCAAUCCCAGCUGCCUUACCCCCUUUCAUUUUACCUACUGCCUCACGAACUUUCCCCACACUCACAACUGGCUCUUCCUCACUCCUACAAGAUGUUAUUCCUCCUUGCCCUAUACACGAAAUCACAGCUUCCCUAUCUUCCUCAACAUUUAACAAUUCCUCAAAAUAUUCCCUCCAUCUUCCCAAUACCUCUAACUCUCCAUUUAAUAACUCUCCUCUCCUAUUUUUAACUGACAAAUCCAUUUGUUCUCUAGGCUUCCUUAACUUGUUAAUCUCACUCCAAAACUUUUUCUUAUUUUCAACAAAAUUUGUUGAUAACAUCUCACCCACUCUCUCAUUUGCUCUCUUUUUACAUUGCUUUACCACUCUCUUAACCUCUCUCUUUUUCUCCAUAUACUCUUCCCUCCUUGCAUCACUUCUACUUUGUAAAAACUUCUCAUAUGCUAACUUUUUCUCCCUUACUACUCUCUUUACAUCAUCAUUCCACCAAUCGCUCCUCUUCCCUCCCGCACCCACUUUCCUGUAAUAUUUAUAAUAUAUAUUAGAACUAAUUUCCUCUUAUUCUUUUUAUUACAUUAUACAGUACACUACUGUAUAAACAUUUAAAAAUAUACUAAAAAUAUUACAAAUGGUGCAAAGGUGAUAUUAAAAUAUCUAAAGGUGGUCGACACAGACCCACUACCAUUAAAGUGUGCUCCUUGCUUAACGACCAAUUCGUUUACCGACCUACUCUUAGGAACAGAACUCUGUCUUUAAGUGAGGAGAGAGUGUAGUUAUUGGAAUCCAUUUGUUUUCUCUUUUGCUUUCAUGUGUUCUCUCUUCUUUUUGCCCCCAUGAGUAAAUAGGGGUAAUUAAAUCAUGGAUAUCACAAGAUGGUGCAGUCUAAACAAUAUUACAUAGUGGUAUUGGCUGAUAAAAUAAUUUUUUUUACUUUCUACUCAGCUGAACCUUCAUGUUUGUGCCAUGAAUAUUACAUACAUCUUACUGACAUGGUAGCUCUAGGACAAAGGCAUCCAGAAAAAUGGUAAACCACUGUAUCAAUAGUUUUAUAAUCUUUCACAUUAAAUACUAAUACUGUAUUCUGUAUCCAUCAUGUAUUUUUUCUUAUCUUUAGAUCUGAAAAGAUGCAUCACCUAUUUGUUUGGCUGGUAGCUUUAACUUUAAAAUUUAAAAGACUUUUAAAAUUUUUUUAUUUAGAUUAUUUUCUUUGAUUACUAUAUAGCUACUCAAGUAUAGGUAUUUGUUUUUGGACCAACUUAUUCCUGAGUAAUAUUUUGGAGGGGUGAAAAUCUAUACAUGUUGUGUACUUAUUCUUGUGACCUAUAAUAUAACAAUGACUGGUGUUACGAGUUUCUAUUCUCAUAGUCCAGCCUGGGGCCUAGGUUUUUCUGUUGAUUACCUUUUCAUCCAGGCUGUUGCUGUUGGCAGUGCACUGGCUAACAUAGUCAUUACAGUCUGGUCAGUGUAGUAAUUUACAGAGGUGCCAGUUCCAUUAAUUGUUGAAGACUUCUUCACUUUUUCCUAAUGUAAUAAUGAUAGAAUUACCAACAGUGUUAGGUAAAAGGACACAUGAUACCUGCUAGUAGCAGGUCGACACAGUGCCCUUGCUUUUCACUGGGUCUGUUUUACAAUUCCUUCCAUAUAUCUCGCCCAAGUAGUACAUAGUUAUGGUAGUGUGUACAUUUGGGAUUAGGCUGUCCACUAUAUUCUUUGUAUACAUUAUGAGAUAUCUCUCUUUUUGGCUCCAGAGAAUACAUUCCAAAUUCUUUGAGGCAUUCCCUUUAGUUUAGUUUAAAUGCUGUACUGGUUCUAUUGAGACAGUAAAUGAUCUUUGUGCACUUCACCAUAUUGAUAUCUCUUCUGCCUUAAAUUUCAGCCAUCAACCCUGAACAAUAUUUUAAAUGAUAGAGCACAAGUGAUUUGAACAGUAUUAUCAGUGACAUUAUUUCCCUUGUUUUGACAUUUCUUGUUAUCCACUGUCAUUUUGUGGCCUUUGUAAACUUCUUAUGUUUUGUAAAUGAUAAGUUGUCUGACAUCAUUAUUCUCAAAUCUUGUACAUAUUCUUUUCAUUCUGUGAGAUAGUCCUGUGUUUUACAUCCAAUGCUCCUUUUGAGUUCCACAUUCUUUCCAUAUCUGAGCAGUUAGAAUAUGUCACCAUUGAACAUCGUGUUUUUUCCCAUUACCCAUAGGAAGACUUUGAAGAAUAAGACAUAUAUGCAGCACCUAGGUAUCUUUAUUGCUCAGAUGUUUUGCCUGCACAACAGGUUUCUUCAGUAGAAUGCAGGUGAAUAAAAUUUGACAGUGUUACAUUUGCCUGUAUCCAGGUGAAGAAGCCUGUUUCGGCAAAAAAGAUACUAAAGUGUUUCACGUGUCUUAUCUUGAACUUGUAGGUAUUUUAUGCUAUCAUUGACUAGAAGUCCAUGUCUUCUACUGAGGCAAUGUAAUGCUUAUUUUAGUAUCAUCUGCAAAGGAGGAGGAUGAUGUGAGGAUGAGAAACAAUACUGUGUCUUUGGGUACUAAAUUUUUCCUUUGAUCAGGCAAGAAUUUGAUUUGUUGACUAUUAUUUGUGUUCUAUUAGAUAUUGAAUAUUCAUUUUCCUAUUUUUCCUGUUACACCUAUUGAUUUUAUUGUAUGGGCUAUCACUCCAUGAUUGCAUUUAGCAAAUGCCUUAAUGAAAUACGUGUAGACAACAUCUUCAUUUUGUUUUUCUUCCAAAACAUUCGUAAUUUUGUCAUUCUCCAACUGUUGAUGUUAUAUUUAUUGAAAAAACCUUCUUGCUGGCUAUUUCUUUGGUUCUCUAUGCAUAGAAUUAUACUUGUCUGUACUUCAUUGAGGUUGUCUUCAUAUUGUAGUGUAUUUCAGAUUACAUCUUUGAUUAAUUCCUCAGUGUGUGUGAAAGAUCAAGUCUGGUGUAUUUGCAUUUCUAUUAGGCUCUGUUAUCUGUUCAUUCAAAAAGCUUUUCACAACCCCAAUAUCUCUGGUAUCUGUCUGUUGGGCUAAUGUGCUUCCAGGGAAUAUUUCUGGUCCAAUGCUGUCAUCUUCCAUGUAAUAUUUGGAUAGUUGAAAUUUCCGAGAAAAAUAAUAUUGGUGUAGAAUUUUUCAAGGAUUUCAAGGCAGCUAGUUUAUCUUCAUUUGUUCUGUGAAUUCUUCUGCCUACUGUGUACUUCAUAAUGGACUCCUGUACUUCUGUGCAUCCUGGGCAGAACCAAUAUUUAGUACACACAUUCACUUUAACCCUUUCAGGAUUUCAGUCGUACUAGUACGGCUUACGCCCCAGAGUUUUUGACGUACUAGUACGCCUAAAUUCUAGCGUCCUCAAAUCUAGUGAGAGAAAGCUGGUAGGCCUACAUAUGAAAGAAUGGGUCUAUGUGGUCAGUGUACGCAUUAUAAAAAAAAUCCUGCAGCACACAGUGCGUAAUGAGAAAAAAGACUUUGACCGCGUUUUUGGAUUAAAACAGCGACUUUGCACUGUAUUUUUGUAUGGUAUUUAUUGUUGUAUUCUAGUUUUCCUGGUCUCAUUUUAUAGAAUUGAAGACAUAUUACAGAAAUUGAGAUGAUUUUGACUGGUUUUACAAUGAAAAGUACCUUGAAAUUGAGCUCAAAGUAGCAGAAAUGUUUGAUUUUUUCCAAAGUUCAAAAGAAAACAAAUCAUGCCAAGCGUUCAAUACACGUCAACUGGUGAGUCUAAUAUUCUUUCACAAGUGCGCAGAUAUUAUUUAUACCGUUUCUACACUAAUGCAGUAGUCUGCAUAACAGUAAAUCUUCUAUAUUUUGUAAGAAUAAAACUUCAAAGUGGAAAGCCAAAGAAAUAUAAGAGGGGCCUGGGGAUGUGACUAACGAACAGAGAACUUGUUAUUUUGGUGCCAGGAAUGUCUUUCUUGUUUAUUCUGGACCCUAUUUGGAAAAUGGCAUCUUUUGAAAUUUGUGUGAAAUUGGCAAAAUUGCUAAAUUCUGACCACUUCAUUGGAUAGUUAAAAUUGGUAAAUGGGUGGUUUCUUGUACUCAUUCGAUAGAAAAAAUGGAGUUCUAGCAAAAUAGUUAUGAUUUUUGUCGACUAGUACACUGGAAUUGGCCAAAACUAGGGUUCAAAGUGGGCAAAAUCGCCGAUGCGUAAACAUUGUCAAGACUGCUAAAUUCACGAGAGUAUAAUUCCGUAAGUUUUCCAUCAAAUUUCAUACUUUUGGUGCCAUUAUGAUCAGGAAAAGAUUCUCUAUCUUUUCAUAAGAAGAUUUUUUUUUUUUUUUUUUUUUUUUUUUUGAAAUUUGGGGGACCUUGAGAACAAGUCUCUGAGAGGGCCUGUGGACCCUGAAAGGGUUAAAUAUGCCAAAAUAGUCUCGUGCUGAUUUGUUGUAAUUGUAGUGGUACGCUUCAUCUUCUCUUUACUGUCACAUUUAGUGUAUUUUAUUAAGUAUCUUCAUAGUACAUAUAUGCAUUUUAAUUUUAAUAAUGUGAAGUAUUCCAGAGUAAUAACCAGUAUGGCAUAACUUAUAUAUAUUUGUACUGACUAUUAAAACCACAGGUUGACUUGUACAAAAUAUGUAUAGAAUUUUUUUUCUUUAUUAAAGGGAAGUUUGGUCUAUACACGAAAUGAACCUAUACUUGAGUAUAUACACCAUGUAUUGUGUAAGAUUAUAACAUGUGAUGUGUAUACAUUAUUAUCAAAUAUUUGCCAGCCUGAAUUUAUAAAGCAAAUGUUAACCAGCAAUAAAUAAUAGCAAUAUGAAUUUAUCUCAAGUAAAUCGUAAUUUAUACGUGGAAGAACAAUUUUGGCUUUUAAUAUAAUUUUUGAUUACACCAUUAAUUUAUAUAUUUUACUGGCUAUUAGUCAUUAUUUAUGAAUUUUUACUGUUGGUCAAGAAUUGUGUGUGAUGAAAUUCUUCCAUUCUGUGAAUUAGUGUGGGACAUUUUCUUGCCACUGUGCAAUGUAAACCAGAAAUUAGACUGCAGAGUGAACAAGAACAGCACCACCUAGACAGUGUCAAUAAGUACACUACAGGUAGACAUGGGAGGUGCUGAGGUUACAGGAGUUGAUUGUGUGGUAAUAGUGACUUGCUAAGCCAGCACUAAUAUGUAGCCACCUGGAGUUGUAAGCCAAGGAAACUUAACUGAUUGAACUUAUACAAUGAACAAUGAAUUAGAGAGUCAUUGUUAAAUUAGAGUAGUGAGGAGGUAGUGCAUGGUUUCACAAAAGAUUGACUUUGUAUAUAUAUAUUAACUUUAAGAGUUAAUGUUUAAAUGAUGUUAGGAUAGUCAUCCUGAAUUUAAUUAAAACCUCUUGGAUAUCUGAAAAUACUGAAAUAUGACAUUUUUGCUUAUCGGUGGUUGGGUUUUUAAAUUAGUGUCAGUUAUAUGCUGAUAUCUAAAUUAUUUUUAGUUGGUGAUGAAGUUCUGCAGAUUAAACUGGGCAUUUGGAUUUAAUCCAUUAGAUAGUAUUAUUCAGUACAUCAUUGAAUUUCAUAUUUCAGCUACAGAGCCUAGCUCUUAAAUUUAAAAUACACAGAAUUUACAUAUUCAUAUUUCAUUUUCACUAAUGAAAAGUAGUAUUUGUUUCAAAAAUAAGAUAAGAAUUACAUCUUAAGGUUCUUUCAUAUUUGUAAAGUAACUUAAGUAACAGCUAGAAAUUGUUUAUAAUUGUGCUCUUGCAAAUGUACUAUUAACGUAUCAAUUUACUUAACUGGUCAGCCAAGUGGAAUGGUAUAGCCAUUACUUUAAAAGAAAAUGUGGAUGUAAUUAAUCACUAAAGUAAAGUAACUAAAUGAGCUGUUAAUUCCACUUGUGCACAUUCUUGGUGGUGAAUUUUAUAGUAUUAGAGAACCAUUACUCUUGAUGCGUGUUUAUAAAUGUGUAUGUUCUCUUGCAGUGUUUAUGCUACUUGUUUCUCCUUAAAUUGGUUAAUAUUUUGAAGUUAUGGCAGGGUUAAUAAAAUUUUUAUGGAUUAAGUGAGCAAAUGAGGUUUCUUAAUUGGUAGACUCCAAGUGAUGCUUCCUGGGAGAGUACACAAGUAACCUGAUCACUGGUGUGCUCUCCUGGGGCACUGGAGUUGAACUCUGCAACUGCUUACUUAGCAGUCAUGUAGUUAACUCCUGACAAGUGGUGGGUAGGGUGAAAAUUCUAACUGCUGUGCACAGUACUCUAAAAUAUCAGAUUAUUGGUUUCUGUACAAGGGGAUUGUCAGUGUACAUGCAUAAAAAAUUAGGUCAUGGGUAAUGUGUUGAUGUGUAUAGGCAGCAGCCUUCUAGAGGAACCAUUUAAUAGUUUUCAACUUGUACUCCUUGCUGUGAGGGUGUUAAGGCUGACACAACCUUAAUACAUGUAAUGUUGAAAAAGUUUAUGAAAUUUUGUAUGAGAUUGUAUACAAAGUGGUGAUGGUGGGGGAGGCACUCAUAUUAUCAUAGUAUAAUUUAUUUGCUCUAAUUCCUUCAUACGCACUGUAUUGUAUGUUGUCUUAAUAAUUAGUAACAGUUUUUUUGUUUUGAUAUGUCAGUAUUCAAAUUAUGCUUAUUUUUUAAAUCACCACUAAUGUUAAUAUGGAUUUAGAUAGAAAUGUUGAGCUAGUCUAUGCUGUAAGAUAGUGAGUGUGAGGGUGAAAAUGAAGGGUAUGAAUGCUGGAGAGUGAGAGUGAAAGUAAGAGAAAACAAGAUGGAGAGAGAGUGAAAGUGAGAGUGAGAGUAAGAGUGAGAGAUAGUGAGAGAGCCAGAACCAGUGAAAGUGAGUGAGUUAUUGUCUUUCAGUGUUGCAGGGUGCCAUUUGUGUGUUAUUGAUUUACAUGAUAUUGCUGCUUUAAUAUUGGAGUACUGCACAUUAGUUUGUCUUAGAUAUAUUUACAGUAGGUUGUUUAUAAAGUUAUAUGGAAAGUGUAUUACCUUCUGAGGAGUCAAUAAUGGAAAAGAUAUUGAUGUACAAGAUAGGAAAGUCUGAAUACACAGGUUAUAGUACAAGGACAUUGUUCUCUUAAAAUACUGUGUAUAUCAAAUAUAGUUUCUGAAGUGAUGUCACUGUGAUGAGUGACAGGGUAUGGAUUUGAAGACAGUAAUUUUUUCCUUUGCAUCAAUUUUGUGAUUCACGUUGAAUGAAUUGGUGAAUACAAGACCCGAUAUAUAUAAUUCGGUGUACAUUAAGAUUUACAUUAAUAUGGAGGAGAAAAUAAUAAGGUUUUCAAGAGUUUAUUGCAAGUGUUGCUAAUGGCCAUCUUUGGACACUGACUGAUACACUGGCUACAACAUCAGCCGAAGCACACGAUUGUCCAUUAUUUUCCAGUAUUUUUAUGUUUGUUUUUGUGUGAUGUGUUUUGUUUUGACAUGGUUUGUGUGCAGUUUAGUGUUACUUGUUGUAUGAAGUAGUGUUUAUAUCUAAAAGAAAAUUUAUUAUUUGUCAUGGUUCUCACGAUCUGAUACAGUGUCAGUUGUGUGAUGGUCCACUUCGUGACUCUUGUGUCACUUGUCUCAAUAUGGACCACAAAAUUUUUAGGUUUAAGGUCUAGGUCUUAGGAGUACCUAUAUUGUAAAGAGAGUUGAAUCAGCCUUGCUCUAAAUAUUUUUCACAGGUUUUUUCUUCACUGUGGCCCAGGAAGUAUUUUUUCUGCAGACAUGUGCAGAUAUAUAUACAUACAGAUAUCUGUAUAUAUAUUUAUGUAUGUAUGUUCACAUACAUUUAUAUAUACGUAUUGUUUUUAGUGUGUACACCUGUGUGCAUAUGGGCCUGUGUUAGUUGAAUAUAAAUUCUUCAAUUAAUCCAUGAUUAAGACUUGAAUUUCUCAUUAUGGUAACUUCAUUAAAGCUCGACAGUCAUUGCUUUAUAAGAUUUGAUGUGCAUAUUGCUCAUUCACUCACUCGAGUCAUAAAGUUAAAGAUGUAUUUGAAUUAUACACAAUGUGAAUUUAUUUUUUCUUAGUUAUUAUAUAUUACUGUAGUGAGUUUAAGCUCUAGUAAUUCCUAUAACAAGGUUAAGCCAAUGUUUCACAAAUAUGUCCACUUGAUAUAUAAUACUGCUGUUGUAUACACCACUGUAUAUAAAUACUUGUUUGUAUGUUAAGAUAUAUUUGAAAAAACAGCAAAUGGACCAGAGAGUAAAAACACAGCAUGCAAAAAAUAUAUUUUUAACGCAUGCACAUGGAGGUCCUGUAAAAAAAUAUAUACACACAUGGUUCAUUCAAUACAAUAUUAAAAAAAAAAAAGAGGAAAAUGAACCACAAAAAAAAAAGUUAAAAAAG
This is a messenger RNA of Cherax quadricarinatus, 13809 nucleotides long. Lineage: Eukaryota; Metazoa; Arthropoda; Malacostraca; Decapoda; Parastacidae. The record is from RefSeq and is a predicted model, not a curated record.